AUGCGUCCCUCGUCGACGACGAGAAGGGACCUUCAGCCGGUGGUCACUCUGGGAAAGGCUGUAGCUCAAUGCAAACCUCAAGCUCAAGUGUAUGGCGCAUGCAUAUUGGCAUCCUACGAAUCCGUGGACCGCAACAUGUGCCAAAAGGAAUUUGAAAAGUUCAAAGAUUGUGUGCAGACCAAAGUGAGUCGA
Messenger RNA from Ceraceosorus guamensis, 192 nucleotides. RefSeq lists its product as hypothetical. Gene Ontology annotation, cellular component: mitochondrion. Gene Ontology annotation, biological process: mitochondrial respiratory chain complex I assembly. The annotation marks the transcript as partial. The transcript has a single exon. NCBI's taxonomy places the organism in Eukaryota, Fungi, Basidiomycota, Exobasidiomycetes, Ceraceosorales, Ceraceosoraceae. The record is from RefSeq and is a predicted model, not a curated record.